UUUACACAACACCCAGACACUGGACUCCUGUAAUCCAGGAAGAAUCCCUGAGAGACUGGUUGAUCAGUACACUGUUUUCUAUUAUUCUUUUUGGAAACGUUUUCCUAAUCUAACACUCAUUCUAACGUAAUAAAGCCAUUAUUAUCCUACAGUUAAUCACAGUGCGCUAUAGCUGCCGCACUAGGGUUGUGCUACAAACUGAAGACGGCGGUGAAGGAGAUGGCAGUCCUGCUGCGCUCGCUCCAGCAGCACGGUGGGGAUGUGAACUGCUGCUCCCUCUCAACAGAGCUCUUGGCCACCUGCUCUGGGGACAAGACUGUCCGUGUUUACUCGUCCAGCGACUUCUCUGAGCUGCCCUUCUCCCCUCUCACUGGACACGGCUACGGCGUUCACUGCUGCUGUCUCAGCGCCUGCGGCACCUACCUCGCCUCCUGCUCCACAGACGCCCUCAUCAUAUUAUGGAGCACUACAACAGGUGCGGUGAUGGCCAAACUCGAGCAUCCGGGUAGAAGCCCCGUCCGAGUGUGUUGUUUCUCUCCGGACUCGGCCUUGCUGCUGUCCGGCGCCUCCGACGGCACUGUGGCGCUGUGGGGAGUCCGGGAGAAAACCCUGAGUAGAUCUAGUGUGGUAUGUGAGGGCACAGUGGUGGCCUGCACCUUUUCUCCCUGUGGGCAAAUGUUUGUAACAGGCACAACUUUGGGAGACUUGCGUCUCUGGAACCUUACCAUGAAUCAGAUGCGUGCUGAGAAAGAUGCUCAUGACCUGGGAGUCAACUGCUGCCACUUCUCCCCUCAAACAAAUAUUGAUGGCCAGACGAUGAAAUUUCAGUUGGCUUCUGGUGGGCAGGACAGCCAGCUGAAAAUAUGGAUCAUUUCCCACUGUGCAACAGCAGGUUGCAGUAUGAAGCUAGUACACACUCUCACUGCGCAGCUGCUCCCUGUUCUGUGCUGUGCUUUUUCAUUUGAUGGACAAAUGCUUGUAUCUGGUUCAGUGGAUAAAACAGUGGUUGUGUAUGAUGCAAAUCAGGGCAUUGUACUUCAUUCUCUAUCCCAGCAUGAACGAUAUGUGACUGCUUGUGCCUUCUCCCCCUCUGGGCUCAUCUUGGCCACUGGCUCCAUGGAUAAAAGAGUGAAUAUCUGGAGGAUUGGUGAUGCCAUAUCAACUGAUCUACCAAAAGCAACGAAUCAAGGAAGGAAGUCGCUCGGGCACUCCAGAAAGAUGGUCACUGAUUGGACGGAGGAGGAUGUGAGUGCAUGGCUGCAGGAGGAGGGACUAGAUGUACUUGUGAACACAUUUAAGGCCAAUAACAUCGAUGGACCUGAGCUCAUCACCCUCACCAAAGAUACACUGAGCACUGAUCUGAAUAUUGAGUCACUAGGUCUUCGGGGUAAAGUUAUGAGGAAGAUUGAGGAUCUGAAAUUUGCUGUGAUUGGCUCUGAUGUCCCAGAUGAGUUCCUGUGUCCGAUCACAAGGGAGGUCAUGAAGGAUCCAGUCAUGGCCGCAGAUGGCUACUCCUAUGAGAGAGAGGCAAUCAAGAGCUGGAUCAACACCUCAAAUCACUCCAGUCCUAUGACAAACUUACCCCUUCACAGCACCAUCCUCACUCCCAACAGGACCCUAAAGAUGGCCAUAGACCGUUGGAAGGCCACUCUGUGACUGUAACUGCAAGAAACCUCCUGUUUGGGCUUUCAAGGAAUUAUUUAACAAAAUAUUUGAUUAAACACAUUUGGCAUUAAAAGUAACACAAAAAUGUGUUGAUCUUAACUGAGCAUGUCAAUAUGUGUAGGACAAAAUGUAUUGUUUCUAACAUGUCUGUUUUAACAGUGUAGUAACUUGUACAAUGGAGAAUCAGCCACCAGGCUUCAUUUAUGCAUUUAAUACAGAAUUAAUAAAAAGUGUCCUAAACUUUUGAACCCAGUGUGUUUGGCAUGGACACAUUUCAAAUAGUUGGCUCUACAUGUACAUGUAGUUCAAAUCAUAAUUGUCCAGAUGUGCUUUGUAGUCUUAUAUGAAUGCCCUUGUAUGGUAAAGCAACUGUAUUCAGAUACACUAUAUGCCCAGCAGUACCAAGGCAACAUCAUCUCCAUAGAAAAGUAUUUCUUAAAAUUUCUUUAAUUCCUUUCUUAGUGCUUUUAACAGUCUGUAGCAGUAAACCAUUGAGUGAGAGUAUUCGUGUUAGCCUUUGUAUUUGAUCACUGUUAUAUAAAUAUUACAGAAGCAGUAAAUAACACAAUGUUUAGAUCUGUACACCCACUUAGGCCAAAUAUCUGUCGGUGCUGCUUACUGUUCUGCUUGAGGCUUUACAUUAAAAUUUACUCAGCUGACUUGGCGCAGACAGUCAAAAGCAAUUGUUGAAAUACACUAAAUCUUGUGUAGCUGCUUGUCAUUGUACACUGGGAAUGAAAAUCCAAUGAUGUUUGCUCCUCUGAAUGCAAUGAUGAACAGAAUGGCAGUAGUGCAGGAUGAUUAACAGUGGAUUUUUGUUUUAUUUCCUGUUGAAUAACGGCAGUAAUGCAUCUUUACAGCAUGUGAUUAAAGAGAAUACAGUUCUGCACAUUAAUGAAACAUGGCAACAAUUGCAAAUAACAUACUUAUUAAAAUAGAACUGCGUGCCCCCCGAGCGCAAUACCUCUCAUAUUUUAACUGUAUACUGUAUUUUCUCUUUUAUUAAAACCGGCAGCUGUGGCAUGCAUUUCAAUCCAGGUGAUCUCCAUAUUUAUAGAG
Messenger RNA from Pygocentrus nattereri (red-bellied piranha), 2724 nucleotides. Its product is annotated as WD repeat, SAM and U-box domain-containing protein 1. The record is from RefSeq and is a predicted model, not a curated record. The coding region runs from base 220 to 1656 and encodes 478 amino acids. Gene Ontology annotation, molecular function: ubiquitin-protein transferase activity; protein binding. Gene Ontology annotation, biological process: protein ubiquitination. NCBI's taxonomy places the organism in Eukaryota, Metazoa, Chordata, Actinopteri, Characiformes, Serrasalmidae. The transcript has 11 exons.